Coffea arabica (coffee) is the source of this 3231-nucleotide messenger RNA. The record is from RefSeq and is a predicted model, not a curated record. Lineage: Eukaryota; Viridiplantae; Streptophyta; Magnoliopsida; Gentianales; Rubiaceae.
AGUAUUGUACCGUAGCAAAACAGAUCGGCUGCCCCCAGCCGGGAUCAUCAUUUUUAUAUCGACGUAAAACAUGUGCUGCGAACUGAUUAAGUCCGGAGCGGCCAUGCGCGGGGGAAAGUAAGGGAACAUUAAAAUGCCUACAUGUCGUUGGCGAGGUCACUCAAGGACGGACUUCAAUUUCACGCCCAAGUUAUAAAAUCUGGGUUUACACCGACUGUUUUUACCAGCAACCAAUUGAUUCACUUGUACUCAAAAAAUGGCCUUAUCCGGGAAGCUUAUAGGCUGUUUGAUGAAAUGCCUGAACGAAACGUUUAUUCUUGGAAUACUGUUAUAAAUGCUUAUAUAAAAGCCCAGAACUUGUCAAAUGCGCAAAAUCUUUUCGACGCCGUCCCGGAAAAAGAUUCUGUUACAUACAAUUCCCUGAUAUCUGGCUAUGCAAAUAGGGAUGGUUUUGAGGAUCGCGCUGUCAGAUUAUUUCUUCAAAUGCAAAAUGACUGCGAUGGCGUUCGAAGGGAUGAGUUUACUCUGACUACAAUGUUAAAUUUGACGGCCAAGUUAAGCGCUUUGUCAUGGGGCCAGCAACUUCAUUCUUUCAUGUUGAAGACAGCUAAUGAUUUGAGUGGGUUUGCUGUCAGCUCUCUCAUUGACAUGUACUCGAAAUCUGGGAGCUUUCCUGAUGCUUGGACGGUGUUUGAGAGAGGCAGUUCCUCGGCGGUUGACUUGGUUUCCAAGAAUGCAAUGGUGGCGGCUUGUUGUAGAGAAGGCAAAUUGGAUUUGGCACAGAAUCUUUUCUGGAGUAAGCACCAGAUGAAUGACAGUGUAUCGUGGAAUACGAUGAUUGCAGGGUUUGCCCAGAAUGGGCAGGAGGAGAAGGCAAUUGAAAUGUUUAAAUGCAUGGCGGUGGAGGGAUUUAGCUGGAAUGAACACUCAUUCGCCAGUGUUUUGAGUGCUUUUUCCAGCCUCAAGGCUUUAAAGAUGGGGAAGGAAAUUCACUCUUGGGUUGUAAAAAAAGGGAUUGAUUCGAAUCCAUUCAUAAGUAGUGGGAUUGUUGAUCUUUACAGCAAGUGUGGAAAUAUGAACUAUGCAGAAUUUGUUUAUUUAAAGAUGAAGGUUGAGAACUCCUUCGCUGUUACAUCUAUGAUUGUAGGAUACGCAGCAGAAGGUAACAUGGCAGAAGCUAGGAGGCUUUUUGAUUCGUUAGCAGACAAGAAUUCUGUUGUCUGGACUGCUAUGAUAUCCGGCUAUGUGAAAACCCAGCAAUCAGAUGAUGCUUUUGAGCUUUUCAGGCAAUUCAUGGAAAGGGAUGCAAGAGAUUACGAUGCUUUACUAUUUAUCAAUCUACUUGGUGCCUGCACGACACAGGCCAUUGUGGAUCCUGGAAAGCAAAUCCAUGCGUACAUAAUGAAAGUUGGAAUUGAAAUUGAUGAGAAAGUAGUCACUGCCGUGGUUGAUAUGUAUUGUAAGUGUGGGAGCAUAGGGUAUGCGGAAAGAAUAUUUCAAAAUUUGGCCUCCAGAGACCUUAUCCUUCACAAUGUGAUGAUAGCUGGAUAUGCUCACCACGGGUAUGAAUACGAAGCACUCCAGCUUUUUGAGGAGAUGGUAAAGAGAGGGCUUCAACCUGAUGCAGUGACUUUUGUUGCAAUUCUAUCUGCCUGCCGCCACAGUGGUUUAGUUGAAGUGGGUGAAAAUUAUUUCUCUUCCAUGACUGAAGAUUACUCGAUACUACCAGAAAGGGACCAUUAUGCCUGCAUGAUUGACUUGUACGGAAGGGCUAAUCAACUUGAAAAGGCCACAGUAUUCAUGGAUAAAAUUCCAAUGGAACUAGAUGCUAUAAUUCUGGGCACAUUCAUAAAUGCCUGCAAAAUGAAUAGAAACGUGAAACUUGCGAAUGAUGCGGAGGAGAAGCUACUGAAAAUUGAAGGAGACAAUGGGGCUCGAUAUGUGCAAUUGGCUGGUGUAUAUGCCUCAGAAGGAAGAUGGGACGAGAUGGGAAGAAUAAUGAAGAAGAUGAGAGGGAAAGAACUCAGGAAGCAUACUGGUUGCAGUUGGCUGCAAGUUGGUAAUAGACGUCAUACUUUUAUCUCCAAUGACAGGUCUCAUUCGGAAACAGAGGCUGUGCAUGCCAUGUUAGAUUGCUUGAUUCAGGAACUCGUGGCCAGUAUCCAUGACGAGGAAGAGCUCAGCCAGUAAUCUAUCUGAAUGCCAACGUGCUGCAACGGCCGUGUACGAUCUGCCCAGAUGUGAGCAGGUUAUAAGUGGGUAAAGAGAUUCGAAGUGCCCUUCUUCCAUGGAAUGUGGAUCACCACUAAUGCAUGCGAUGAAUUAAACAUCUAUUAGCAUCGCAUGGGUGCCACUGGAGGAAGAAGGUUUUUGUUCUUGACCUCCGAUUUUUUUUUUUUUUUAAUUAAUUAUUAGGACAGCGCAACAGAUGAUAAUAAACCAUCAUGUUGGACUCCAAACCUCGCGACAUUGAAUUAGCUUCGAAGCAUUGAACGCUGGAGACAGAUGCCGCGCGUAUUCUAGACGCAGAAAAAAGCAGUUGAUAUGCUUGGAUGAGGAAGGCUGGACUGAAGUCACCAAACACGGAAGUUUGUGUUCCAGCAGACUUUCGGCUACCCCAAAAUGAGGCAGCGAGAGGCCAUUUUUCUGCACCCCUCUUUUAACAUGUAAUUGGUCUGCUAAACCCUGUGACUUAAUCAGAUGGGAAAUUUCUGAAUAAAUAACCCCAGCAUUGAACAUUUCAACCGAGGACCGAUGAGAUGCAUCACAUGCAAUCAGAAGUUUACGGAUGGGAUACAUCCUGUUAAUCAGGAGAAAUUUAUGAAUUUGGUAAUAAAUACAAACGGGAUACAAUUGCUCAAUGAGUUUAUAAAUACACUGAGAACACGAGAAGAGGAAGAUGUACCCAUUCUUGAGUUUUACACUGUUUAUAAUAUUGGGGUAAAUAACUCACUCCCUUCUAAACUACAUAUCCUUCGACCCGCUUGAGCUCAUAUUCUGUUUAAUCAGUGACAGAGAAUAAAUUCUGCACCUGCAGCUAUUCACACCACAACUGGAUUAUGAUGUAACUCACAACGUUGAUGGGCAGAACACAGGUCUGGCACCAAAAUACGCCAAUCUCGCACCAUCUGGAGGAAAAAUGGAAAUCAGAAUCAAAUUCAUGAAGAGAGCUCUUUCCUCACCAAAAGAUUCAAGGCCAAAGAUUAAAAUCUAACCCCCAAAAAAAAAAAA